CUCGUCGUCUUCCCCCAUGCUUCGACCUCACAGUCGCCGGAUUACGCACGCGAACUUCUGCAGAUUUAUACACGGAGAAGCCCCUCUGCUACGUUCAGUGCGCUGCGUCCAUACGGACUCAAACACCCAACCGGAAAGCGGCGUCCGAGAUCCAGCUGCUUACUGCGAAGACCUCGUCCGGAAACGUGAUUAUGAGGCGCAUCUAGUCUCUCAUUUCUGGCCGCGCGAAAGUCGCAGGCACUUCUUUGCGCUGAGAGCUUUCUAUGUGGAACUGGCCAGCAUUCCAGAAGCAGUUUCAAGUCCGAUGAUUGGGAAGAUGAGGAUGCAGUUCUGGCGCGAUGCAGUCAAGGGAAUAUCGGACGGCAGGCCCCCCAGGCAUCCAAUCGCACUUGCACUAUAUGACGCAUGUCAGCAUGCGAAGCUGCCAACGUACCACCUGAAGAGGAUCAUCGAUGCUAGAGAUGCCGAGUUGCACACGCCCACACAUAUGACGCUGGAUUCCCUCACAACCCACACAGAGUCCACAUCGUCCACAUUCCUCUAUCUGCUGCUCUCUUUGCUUUCUCUGUCGUCUUCUUCCGCUCUGUCACAUGCUGCCUCCCACCUUGGCAUCGCUCAGGGCAUCGCCACGCUGCUGCGGGCCCUUCCGUAUCAUGCAUCGCAGGGCCGCAUGGUCAUACCCGCAGAAAUCACAGCACGUCAUGGUGUAAAUCAAGAGGUAGUCUUUCGCAGAGGUGGUGGCGCCCAGGGAAUCGACGAUGCCGUGUUUGAGUUUGCGACAGCGGCGAAUGAUAAUUUGUUAACUUCUCUGGAAAUGUUCAAGCAAGAAGGCAUGAGAGGCCAUGUGCCAAGUAAAGCGCGACCGGUAUUUCUGACAGGGGUGCCUACGAGGUUGUACCUGGAGCGUCUGGAAGCAGUGAAUUUCGACGCGUUUCAUCCGUCGUUACAAAACCGCGAUUGGAAGUUGCCUUGGAGAAUAUGGAGUAGCUACUACAAAGCCACUUACUGAUAUUUCUGCUGUUGGCUGCCCAGACCAUCUGUAUAGUAUACAUACGCAAUUGAUGUACUACAGUCUUCCGCCGUGAUGUGUGAUGCUCGUUGCGCAGAAACCAUCAAAA
Messenger RNA from Laetiporus sulphureus 93-53, 1118 nucleotides. RefSeq lists its product as uncharacterized. The transcript is spliced from 5 exons. The coding region runs from base 17 to 1009 and encodes 330 amino acids. Gene Ontology annotation, cellular component: mitochondrion. The record is from RefSeq and is a predicted model, not a curated record. Gene Ontology annotation, biological process: mitochondrial respiratory chain complex I assembly; biosynthetic process. NCBI's taxonomy places the organism in Eukaryota, Fungi, Basidiomycota, Agaricomycetes, Polyporales, Laetiporaceae.